UUUUAAAAUAAAAACGGGAUAAUGGUAGUAGACGUGCGAACUGGGUUUAUCACAAAACAGAAACAAAAGAGGUAAAAAUACUAAAAUCCAUUGUGGAUUGGCAGCCACAUAUAAUGCAUCGAAAGUUUGAUGAUGAUGAUGAUGAUGAUGAUGACGACGACGCUGACGCCUCUUUCAACCUGAACACCAACUACCUCUAUCCUCAAUUUUUCUAAUUUGUACCAUUUCUCUGUCUUAAUAAUCAUGUCGUCGUUCAGUCCGUCGUUUCGAGUACUGGCACCCCUUUGGAGGCAAAGCAACGUUCGUUUCCUGCUUUUUAUGCACUCCAAUAGAAACAAUGGCAUUUUCAUUCCCCGAGUACUCGCCUCCUCCACCUCCACCUCCACUAACACCAACGACGACUCUGGUUCCACUCCAAAACAAACCCAGCUCGGUUAUGAUCCUUCAGAGUUAUUCGGCCUCGAGGCCAAUCUCAAGUCAAGGAAUGGCGAUUUUGACAGUGACAAACAAAGGUCCUGGUUUGGUCCAAAUGGUCAGUAUAUUAGAGAAUUGCCUUGCCCAACUUGCCGGGGUAGGGGAUAUACUCCAUGUAUAGAGUGCGGUAUUGAAAGGUCUAGACCAAACUGUUCAAAAUGUAAGGGAAAGGGUAUAAUGACUUGUCACCAGUGCUUGGGAGAAUGCGUCACAUGGGAAGAGUCAAUUGACGAGCGGCCAUGGGAGAAAGCACGCUCCAUUUCUCCUCUCAAAGUGGAGGAUGAUGAAGUUGAUAACUUAGACAUCAAGCUGGUCAUGACAAGAAAAUCAAAACGUGUGUAUCAAUCACCCCCUCCUGAAGUUGGACUAAAGAUCAGUAGAUCUUUAAAAAGUCUCAAUGCCAAGACUGGUCUUUUUAGUAAAAGAAUGAAGAUUAUCCAUCGUGAUCCAAGGCUUCAUGCGCAAAGAGUGGCUGCAAUAAAGAAAGCCAAAGGAACUGCUGAUGCUAGAAAGCAUGCUUCCGAAGCUUUAAAAGCUUUCUUUAGUGACCCAGAAAACCGUCGCAAGAGGAGCAUUGCCAUGAAAGGAGUGAAGUUCUUCUGCAAAAACUGUGGACGUGAGGGGCACAGAAGACACUACUGUCCAGAACUAAAGGGCUUAAUAGGUAGACAGUUCAAAUGCCGUAUGUGCGGAAAAAAGGGACAUAACAGGAGAACUUGUCCAAAGACCAGGUUGCAUAGUCACAAAAGAAGAGUUAGGAAACACUUUUGCUGCAGCAUAUGCCAUGGAAGGGGCCAUAACCGUAGGACUUGCCCAAAAGUUAUUGGCGCAGAGUCGAGUAAUUCUGGUGUAACAAAAUGCUCUUUGAUUUUUGAAAGCAGAAAAUACAAGUGUCGGUUGUGCCAACAAGAAGGACACAACAUUAGGACAUGCCCUGGAAGAAAUGUAAAUGAUUCUGAGUUCCAAGAAGGAACCAGAUGAACAUUUUGAGCUUUAUUUAGAUAUAUGAUGAAUUGUGUUUUUUUCUAUUUUAAUUUUUAAUUGUCUUUUAAAGAAUAUAUAUCCCCUGAAUCAAAAUACAAUAUAAGAAGCGAAGUGAGCAUUAUGCUCAUUCUUUUUUUUUUU
Messenger RNA from Humulus lupulus (European hop), 1599 nucleotides. RefSeq lists its product as uncharacterized. Bases 244 to 1455 code for a protein of 403 amino acids. Gene Ontology annotation, cellular component: cytoplasm. Gene Ontology annotation, molecular function: mRNA binding; translation regulator activity; single-stranded RNA binding. Lineage: Eukaryota; Viridiplantae; Streptophyta; Magnoliopsida; Rosales; Cannabaceae. Gene Ontology annotation, biological process: positive regulation of cytoplasmic translation. The record is from RefSeq and is a predicted model, not a curated record. The transcript is spliced from 8 exons.